This is a messenger RNA of Strongylocentrotus purpuratus (purple sea urchin), 3555 nucleotides long. Its product is annotated as deleted in malignant brain tumors 1 protein-like. The record is from RefSeq and is a predicted model, not a curated record. Gene Ontology annotation, cellular component: membrane. Lineage: Eukaryota; Metazoa; Echinodermata; Echinoidea; Camarodonta; Strongylocentrotidae. The transcript has 5 exons. The coding region runs from base 1300 to 2853 and encodes 517 amino acids.
AUUGUUUUUAAUUUUAAUUGGUCGUUUUCUAAGAAGGUAUUGUAUGGAUUGUACGUAAUAAUAACAAACAAAGACGUUCCAUCUUAUCGACGGUUUUGCAUUGUAAAAGUAAAAACAACCAAACUUGAAUAAUUUUCUCAUAUUGAGUCUAUAAUUAGGUAAUACUGAUAGGGGACCUUUAUGCAAUCAAAAGCAACCGAAAGAUGUUAUUACGUUCCCAUUCCCUUGUAGUCCAUCCAAACCCAUUUCAAGUUCGUCUUGUCGGUGGGUCUAACGAUGCUGAAGGCAGAGUAGAGGUACUGCAUGAAGGAUCCUGGGGAACUAUCUGUCAUGACUGGUGGGAUCUGAGAGACGCGAUGGUGGUUUGUAGAAUGCUGGGUUUUGAUGGAGCCUUGGACGCACCAGGAUUUGCUAGGUUUGGUCAAGGAUCUGGUCGUAUUCUUCUAGAUAGGGUAAACUGUGAUGGAACAGAAGACAACCUCGCAGAAUGUGGUUAUUCCGGGAAUGCACGUUACUCAUGCAGUCAUGCGAGUGAUGCAGGUGUCAUUUGUUACUCAGGAAGUAUGAUUGAUUAUUUAUUUACAAUUUUUUUCAUUGAGAACCAACAUCAGAAUAGUUUUUGGUUAUGAAUUUAAGAAAUCGCCCGUUUAUCUCCUAAUGAAUUUAUUUAUAACUAACAAACUACUAUUUUUUAAGAAACCGAAUCUUCCACAAAAUCGAAAAUUAUUAUGUUUAAUACAAUUUGCUUGAAUUGGUCAUUUUGUAAGGAGGCAGGUAUUGCAAUGGAUUGUACAUAAUAUGUCUAAGGUGCCCAUAAAAAAAUAUAAAACUACGUCUUAUCAACGGUUUCGCAUGGUAUGAGCAAUAACGACCAAAAAUCAGAAUAAUGUUCUCAUUGUAUAAAAUACACGUUGUCGUAUGUUUACCUAUUUCUACACGUAGUUGUAUUAAGGUUAAAUUCCGUUUUUCCUUCUCGUCUACACUCAAUAUUGGGUUUAUUCGUAGGUAGUACUGAUAUGAUACCUAAAGCAAUAACAAAAAAUUUAAAAAGAUGACCCGAUUAAUUCAAAUUGCCCUCAUUCAUUCUCAUCCAACGUAUGUUGAAAUUUUGUGAUGACUCAUCUUUUACAAAAAUGAUCACGCUCUUAUUUUCUUGUAGUCCAUCCAAAUCCAUUACAAGUUCGUCUUGUCGGUGGGUCUAACGAUGCUGAAGGCAGAGUAGAGGUACUGUACGAUACAUCCUGGAGAACUAUCUGUGACGACAGCUGGGAUCUGAGAGACGCGAGGGUAGUUUGUAGGAUGCUGGGGUUUGACGGAGCCUCGGACGCACCAAGAUCUGCUAGGUUUGGUCAGGGCUCUGGUCGUAUUAUUAUUGAUGUCGUCGGGUGCGACGGUACAGAACUAAACGUAGCAGAAUGUAUUCAACGAGGGGUUGGAGUACAUUACUGUGGACAUGAUGAAGAUGCGGGCGCUAUUUGUUACAAUGGAGCACAUCCGAAUCCUUUCGAAAUAAGGCUCGUCGAUGGAUCCAGCAGUGCUGAAGGCAGAGUUGAGGUUUUGUACGAUGGAUCCUGGGGAACCAUCUGUGAUAAUGGCUGGGAUCUCAGAGAUGCGAGGGUCGUCUGCAAAAUGCUGGGGUUCGAUGGAGCCUUGGACGCACCGAAUUCUGCGAGGUUCGGUCAGGGAUCUGAGGAUAUACUUCUAGAUUUUGUCGGUUGUGAUGGAACGGAAGAAAAUCUAGCGGACUGUGCAUAUCUUUUGAUAGGCGUCCAUUACUACGGACAUGGACAGGCUGUUGGUGCUAUCUGUUCCUCAGGAGCCCAUCCAAACUCUGUUGGAGUACGGCUCGUGGGUGGAUCCGAUAGUUCUGAAGGCAGAGUGGAGAUCAGAUACAACGGCACAUGGGGAACAGUUUGCAACAAUGGCUGGGAUUUGCAAGAUGCAAAGGUCGUAUGCAGAAUGCUAGGAUUUGGUGAUGCCUCAACUGCACCAGUUUCAUCCCAGUUUGGUGAGGGGUCCGAUGACAUUCUCCUGUCUCAUGUCGGGUGUGAUGGAACGGAAGACAAUCUUGCGGACUGCGUAAAUCUAGGGUUUGGAGUGCACAACUGCCGACAUAUCGAAGACGCUGGGGUCACGUGCCUCUUAGGAGUUCGACUUGUCGGUGGAGCCUAUGAAUAUGAAGGAAGAGUUGAGAUACUACACGAAGGAUCUUGGGGGACUAUAUGCGACGAUUUAUGGGACCUGGAUGACGCUAAGGUUGUGUGUAGACAGUUAGGAUUUGAUGGUGCUGUGGCUGCUUUACCCCAAGCACGAUUUGGCCAAGGUUCUGGGGAUAUCUUUCUGGAUAGUGUUCAGUGCAAUGGGACAGAAACCAGCAUCAGAGACUGCAAGCAUAAAGGGAUUGGAGUCCAUGAUUGCGUACACAAAGAAGAUGCCAGCGUCUCAUGCAUGCAUGCAGCUCAUCUAGAUUUGACUUCCUAUUCCAAUUUUGAAGCAUCUGGUGUAACAACACGUAGGCCUACUACAGACGAUCUGGCCUCAGCAGCUAACGACACUACAGUAGUUGCGUUAAGUAACUAUAAUUCAACACCAAUUCUAAUGUCAAAUCUUACGUUGAUACUUGUACCUUGCGUUUUGCUCUUCAGCAUCAUUCUGGUAUCGUCCUGCGCGUGCUGUCUUUGUAUAAUUCGAAAAAGAAGGGUUGCGAAAGAUGUAAACGACCAUAUCUAUAUGGACGUAACGAAUAUCGUAUCAAAGCACUCUCUGUCGGCUGAUUCAGCUUACCAAGAUUUGAACACUCCACCUCGUUUACCGGAUAGACAAAAGACCGUGUGUGCUUCAUCACGAUUAUGAAUCAAAUAUAGCAGCUGAUGGUGACGAUGGAGGUGAUCUGAAUCUCUCGCAAUUCAAAAAAAAAAAAAAAAGGAAUAUAAACAAUGACAUCGAUAACGUUUAUGAAACACCCGACAAUGAAAAGGACUUAGAUCCCGAUGUAUAUAUCCUUCCGACCAGGAAAUCAUUAUCGGAUGAGUACAUCGACAUGACAACUGUUUACCAAACGCCCUUUAGCGGAGAAAGAUGAAGACAUUGAUGGAUAUUUUCUCCCGUGACAGGACAUAUCCGAAACCGACGAGAGUGAAAACUGUGGGAAAAAAAACCAUGGUGCAAAUUAACUAAAAAUGCACCUCUAACAACUGCUGAAGUUUCCAGGGUUUGAAAUGAAAGACUGCAUGGAGGCUGCGGUGAAACACAAUAUGGCACAGGUUGAGGUAAAAUAUACAUAAAAUAAACUAAAGAAUUAGACACUUAGUAGUACGAGUUAAGUUGUUACUAAUGCACCUAUCUGUACUGCACUUAUCCUUCAUUUGUAAUGAUGUACAAAAGUAAGAGGAACAUAAAAAUGCGAAUUAGAGCUAUAUUUUAAUGGUAUCAAAUCACCACGAUCGAAAAGGAUUUUUCCCGCUCCAGUACGCUGAAAACUGAAAGAUAUGUCAAAUUUAAUUAUAAAUGGAGGUCAUAGGUUCUGCAAUUAAAUUAUAAUGCCUCCUUAGUUCA